AUGUACAUGAGUAAAAAGACUAUGAACUCAUUUUCUGCAUUUACUCAUGAAAAUACUUCUAAUGCAAAUAGAGCAAAGAUUUUGAGUGAUCUGAUCUGGGAUCAUUUUGUGAAUGUCAUUGAGCUACUCAACAAUGCAAUGUAUUCAGUUAAAACAUGUCCAUAUAUUGAAUAUGGUACAAAAUUAUUAUCUGGUCUGAUUAAUUAUGAACUGGAUUUCUAA
Heterobilharzia americana is the source of this 222-nucleotide messenger RNA. NCBI's taxonomy places the organism in Eukaryota, Metazoa, Platyhelminthes, Trematoda, Strigeidida, Schistosomatidae. The record is from the annotation of a GenBank genome assembly.